AAGAAAUGCGUUUCAAAAAGAACAACCAGAAAUGCUGUCUCAAAUAUGACACGAUCACUGGAGAAAAGCAAAUUAACAAACAAGCAACAGCUGACAGUCGCAAAGCAAUUAUUUGAAAUAAUAUAAUUACAAUAAACAUACAUAAUGGACAGACCCGUAAAAUCACCGGGGUAUAAAAUUAUCAGUAGCUAUUGAGGCCAUACGAGGGUGGUUCAAGUUCGACCCGGAUUCUUUUUUAUUACGAGAGACGUCUACACCACAACGACAAAAUACUCUUCGUGGCAGAUGGUGGCAACACUGCUUCCACUCCCACAUACACGGACUCAACCUUCGCGUCUUCGCAUUAGGAGCAGCACAAGAUGGCGUCAGACCCUGUCACUCUAAAGUCGAGAACAGCGGUGUCAGACAAAGUGAGACCGGGCGAAGUCCCCCAGUCACGCGCAAGUGUCCACGAUUUUCUGAACCGUCUCGUCGAGGACCUGAUUUUGGUAAACAGGCGAACUGCAAUGCACCGCGUGACGUCGCAUCCAGAGCGGGCGCAGAUGUUGGAAGGGCAGCGUCUACUGUUCGAGGGUCCUGAAGAAGCCGAAGGCACAACGUGUUCCUGUGUCUGCCGACCAUCUGACCCGGACUCAACUGGAGAGAAAUCCACUUCUGCAGCAAAGAGUAACUUGUCACUCCAGAGUGACAGAGGUCCACAAAGGUCCCUACGACCCAAAAAUCGUGUCUUGAGCUCGCAAGCAACUUGCUUCUCAACGAAGCGCACGCAGGAAUUCGCAAGGAGAGGCCCGAGAAACUGUCAGAGGGGGUCAAUCAUCCUGGUGCAUGACAACGCACGACCUCAUACGGAGAUUUUGACGAACGAUGACGUCAGCGAUCUCAAUCUGCGGAAUCGUGAACAAAUUCCUUACAGUCCAGAUGCAGCCCCUAGUGAUUAUCACUUGUUGGACCAAUGAAGGAGCAGAAAUUCAUGGCAGACGGCGAAUUCACACGAGGUAUCCUGUAUCGGCUACGUCAGUGGUCCCACUUCUUUCUACGCCCCUGACAUCAGAGCCCUGCCGCGGCGAAGGCUCAAUGUGCCAUUGGAGAGGGACGAUAUAUUGAAAAGGAGAAACAGUUUGGUGAUUCUGACGUGUGUUUUGUGUAAAUAAAGAAAAUAAUAAUUUCCUCCUACGGCGACAUUUUCUAGCCAGCCCGCUCGCCCGAUCUGUCGGCCUGCGAUUCCUUUUCAUGGGGCUACUUGAAAAGCGAAGUAUUUGAAACAAGUAAAACCUCAAAAACAAAAUUUCUAAAAAAAAUAAAAAUGAAUGCCAUAUCACUGGCUACGUUAGCGCGCGUGAUGGAAAGUUUUAUGAAUCGAAUUUGUCCAAGUGUUUCUCAGCAAUGUAAAACUUGUAUCUUUCAAUCGACAUGACUUUAAAUAAAUCUGAAUAAACUGUGGUCGACUAGGGCAGCGUCACAAGAGCCCCGCUCUUUCGAGGUCACUGUAACAGAUCAAGCUUCUGUAAUCUUAAAGGUACAAGAUUAAAACCCGGCGCUAGUAUGAAGUUGGUCAGAUUCUGUCAUCGAGUGGCCAGCGCGGUACCAUUGGGCUAGACAACUGCCCAGAUGACUAAGCCAGGCGUUUAGGCCCGUAGGGAGUAUUUAUUUCCUGAUUGCUCUCAGACUUGGGGCAACUCAUGCGCGACUAUCCCAGUUCGUGCGAAAUUCAAGGUCCCAGAGCAGACAGAAAGCGUGGGUUACCUUACCGUUAAACCCAUGCGUUCCUGGAAUCACAGAUGGAAAUUUAGAGGAGUUUCGAAGUCCGCCAGUUACGACGUAUUUCAAACCUCAACGACCAAUGAGAAUCUUCAGAAAUUUAAAAUGUUCCAAUGGAAUUUUGAGGGUUCUUUGAACGUUUUGGGUUCUAAACGCGUAGCCUAAGCAGUCCGAGUUGAACCAUACGGACAGAAAGACAGACACGGCUCUGAAGCCACUACGUUCUCGAGUUAUA
This is a messenger RNA of Zootermopsis nevadensis, 1993 nucleotides long. The record is from RefSeq and is a predicted model, not a curated record. Lineage: Eukaryota; Metazoa; Arthropoda; Insecta; Blattodea; Termopsidae.